Messenger RNA from Gigantopelta aegis, 3418 nucleotides. RefSeq names its product refilin-A-like. The record is from RefSeq and is a predicted model, not a curated record. The transcript has 2 exons. The coding region runs from base 257 to 985 and encodes 242 amino acids. Gene Ontology annotation, biological process: actin filament bundle organization; regulation of chondrocyte development. Gene Ontology annotation, molecular function: filamin binding. Gene Ontology annotation, cellular component: actin filament bundle. Lineage: Eukaryota; Metazoa; Mollusca; Gastropoda; Neomphalida; Peltospiridae.
UUGACAUUACUUUUAACACGACCUUGCGUAUUAUAUAUAUAUAUAGUAGCUCGUAAUAACUGACGGGUGGCGGUGCAGCGGUAUGCAACUAUCAAAAUAUCUCCAAGUAUCUUUUGUUCGCAGCGUACGACGUCUUGCCGCACUGCGCAAUAUCUAUUCACGACCUUCUUAUCAUAUUAUUAUAUGAAAGGUGUAUUGAUGCGUUGCUGGUCGCUUUACCUGCGGACUAUUGAUUUUCUGACUUUCAAACGACACGAUGGCCGCUUCCACGGCCUUUCCUUCCUUUCACGACAAGUCACGUGUGAAUAACAACGUUACCUUGCAGGAAAAUGGAAUUAAAAAUAGCACAUGCAGCAGACGACAGUACGACAGCGUCGAAGGAAGUCGGGAUAUAAAUAUUAGAGUAAAUUCAAAAAUGAUCCCUGAACAAAUAACGGAGAGCGUGGCGGUCGCCCAAUUACCCAAUUACCAGGAGAAAUACGUAGCGAGUGUUGUGGACUUCAUUUCGAUGAGGCGCUUCAGCGAAGGCGUAUCGUUCGAGCCGGUCAUGGCUCCGGUUCUGUACGCAGACACUUUCAUCUGUUACAAGGACUCAACCCGAAAGAGGUACGUGAGCACGACGUUUUACGAACCCCGGGUGAAGCCGAGAAAGUUUUCGGACACCGCCAUCGUAUUUCCCAAGCGACCGGAGAAGACGUUCGUGUCGUUCUUGAACUAUCACAUCGACGAGUGUCGACGGUGGUUUAAGACCUGUCUGGAAUUCAAGGCCAGGACGUACACGACCUCAAGAACUGACGUGGGUGACGACGUCGCCGACAAAUCUCAGACGAACGGACUUACGGACGACGACGAAGCCGGGGUGUCUCAGGUAUUUCUACCACGGUUCAACACCGACGACAGGUUUAUCGCCGGACUUCACAAACACCCAAACUGUGAUAUCAACAUGAACGGGCCCUUAAUGAAUGGAGAUAUGGAUGUAUUGUGAUCAUCAUCAUCAUCGUCAUCAUCAUCGGGUGCUUGUAUUGUUCUGUCUUGUGUCCUGUGUAUUAUGGUAUAUACACUGUGAUGAAAUACACAUUGAGGGACAAUAACCCAUUAACUAUUUGCUUGUGUGGUUAUUCCUUGUCGCCCAUGUAUUACGGUAUAUACCGUUAUACACUGUGAUGAAAUACACAUUGAGGGACAAUAACCCAUUAACUAUUCCUUGUGUGGUUAUUCCUUGUCGCCCAUGUAUUACGGUAUAUACCGUUAUACACUGUGAUGAAAUACACAUUGUUUUUCAAUAACCCGUAUAACAGUUAGAUUAUUCUUAUAGGAAGGUCGGUAUGUAGAUAUUUAAGAUCCAUUUGGAAAAAUGAUAUUUACGGGAUUAAUGCAAUUUUGAAUCUCGGUAAUGAUGGUCGGAAUCUGACAAAGGUUGGGAUCUGAAUGUUAAAGUGUGAUCCAUUUAAUGAUUAAACUGGCUGCCAUUCCGGAGACUAUACCUCCUUUCAUUGAAAUUUCCAAUGUGGCGGAUAAAGGAGGAUGCGGCAAAUCGUUCAGGCACACGUACAUAUUAGACUGUGUGUUCGUGGUAGAAACAAAAUCCUGAAUAUACUGAAGAACAUAUGGAAGUUGUAACCUGAAACAUAAUGUGAAGUGAUCAUUCAGUAAACGAUGUAUGUAGAUCUCAAUUUGAAUACUUAGGCAUCCUUCUAAGAAAGGUACGUCUACAUAAUCAAUUGACGUUUGAAUUUUGAUAAUAAGGAGUGAUGAUAAAAGAACUUAACUUGAAAAAUACCCGUACUUAAUAAUGCUUGAUAGGCAUGUAGACAGAGGCGCGUACAGGAAUUUUAGCGUGGGAGGGGGCAGUCUAGGCUGUAGCGAACGACAUUUACAGGGGGUUACGUCAUGCUGCCCGGAAAAAAUGUAUCUACACCCCACCCCUGGACACGCGCCUGAGACCGAUGUCUGGAGUUUUAACAUCAGCACGUUAAAUACAUCUACAAGUAAGACUGAUAAUGUAUUUAAAAUGGAAGGUAUACUGCAGUAACUCGUCAAACUACACGGAUAUACAAGUCACUGCAUGAAGGUUUAUUGUCAACACAGAACACUGCAUAUAAUUGCUAAGAAGAAAAAGAAGAAAGGAAAGUUGUAAUCUGAAAGACGUGUACUUCAUCAAUACGUCUUCGCCGAUCUCCUGUAUGAUCGCGGGUUACCAACAAUGCAAGAACGUCGUGUAAAAUCUUUUAACAAGGAAGCAUGUAACGUGUACUUCAUCAAUAGGUGUUCACCGGUAUGUUGUAUGAACGCGUGUUAUUAACAACACACGCAGGUUAUGUGAAACUUUUGAAAAGAAAAAAAACCCAUAUCUCUUUGCAUCUCCACCGAAGCGUUCGUUACGAGACUGAUUUAUUGCCGUCCCGCUCAUAACAAUGUUUUGUUGAAACGCCUAAUUCUCUCGCUGAAUCACCUAAGCAAUGCAAGAAGAUCCUCAAAUAUUAUUUUGUCAACGUGCUGUGAACCAGUAACAAGGUUCUUUAUGAGAAAUAAAAAAAGCGCCUCCGGUGUUUAAAUAACGAUGUGCUAUACAUGGAGCUUGCCGUAGAUUAAACAAAUCUGUAUAUACUUCAGGAGCGGAUCUGCUGGUGUUCUAGGGGGCUGGUGUGUGCUCAUACCUAUCCUCGAACUCCGAAAGUCAAGUGUUUAACAAAUGUAUUCAAUCGGUUUGUUUUCAAGAGGAAAUGGGUGUAAUUUCUUUGUUCGUUUGGUGUUUUUGGGAUAGAUUGUCUUGUAUGUUGCAUGUUACUUUAAUUUUGAAAUACUUUUUUUUAACAAAUUGUACCCUAACCCGUAUCCUUUGCUUUUAAGUUGCAUUGCCUAUCUAAAUAACGUUCUCUUUUUAAUUUGUUUAAUGAAUGAAUGAAUGAAUGAAUGAAUGUUUAAUGACACCCCAGCAUUUUGAUUUUGUGUACCAACAUAUCAAUUAUGAUUUGGCUUAAUAUGGAAUUUAAUAUACGAACUGAACGUAGGAUUAAAUGUCUUAAAUUGCAGAUAGUUUAUGAAUGACUUUCUUUUUACUGUGAAGUCGUCAUUUGAUGUUAUUACUUCAAAGGGUGGCAUAAUACAUUUAUAAGGUUUGACUGCUAUGUGAUAAAAUGACUAGUAAAUAAGCUUCUAAAAUAUUUUUGAGUGUAUUAAGGUCAGAUUUAGUCUGUAAGUUUAGUUUGUUUUAGUAUUGGCUAGAGUAGAUUACGUCUAGCAUGUUGUCUAUUUGCGUCUGAACAGAACGUAUGAACUGUUAUAUAACGAUCUAAAUAAAUGAAAUAAAUGAAUGAAUGUUUAACGACACCCCAGCACGAAAAAUACAUCGGCUAUUGGGUGUCAAACUAUGGUAAUGCAAAUAAAUAAAGUGAUGAUCAACAUCAAUAUAAAAAUU